UGCGCGAAGACGCACAGACGUUUUUGCGUGUACACGUGACUAGCGUGCACGGCUGGCGGCGCUGCUGCAAAUUGUGUCAAUUUUGUUUUGUUUUUUUUUGUACCUGUGGGAGGAAUCAUUCGGGUAGUGAGGUUCUUUUAUGCAGAUAUGGCUUCAGAUAUUCCUGGACCUGUAACUCUUCCAGGAGCUCAGAUGACCACAGGGCAGGUGAGAGUGACUGGGUCAAUGCCUGCUCGAGGAGGAAAGAGAAGAUCGGGAAUGGACUUUGACGAUGAAGAUGGAGAAGGACCUAGCAAAUUUUCAAGGUAUGAUGAUGAUGAUGAUGAUGAUGAUCAGAUCUCUGGUGAUAAGGAAAGAUAUGCAAGAGAAAAUCACAGUGAGAUUGAAAGGCGUCGUAGGAACAAGAUGACACAGUACAUUACAGAGCUUUCUGAUAUGGUACCAACUUGCAGUGCUUUGGCACGAAAACCUGACAAACUUACAAUUCUUCGUAUGGCAGUCUCUCACAUGAAGUCCAUGAGAGGAACAGGAAAUAAAUCCACAGAUGGUGCAUAUAAGCCUUCCUUUCUUACUGAACAGGAGCUGAAACAUCUGAUUCUAGAGGCUGCAGAUGGUUUUCUUUUUGUAGUCGCUGCUGAAACGGGUAGAGUGAUCUAUGUGUCUGAUUCAGUUACUCCAGUUUUGAACCAUCCACAAUCUGAGUGGUUUGGAAGUACGCUUUAUGAACAGGUUCAUCCCGAUGAUGUAGAGAAGCUGAGAGAACAAUUAUGCACAUCUGAGAACUCCAUGACUGGGCGUAUUCUGGAUUUAAAGACAGGAACAGUUAAAAAAGAAGGUCAGCAGUCCUCCAUGCGAAUGUGCAUGGGUUCUAGGCGUUCUUUUAUUUGUAGAAUGAGGUGUGGCAGUGCUCCAAUGGAUCACAUUUCUUUGAAUAGAUUAUCCAGCAUGCGUAAAAGAUACAGAAAUGGUCUGGGUCCCGUAAAAGAUGGGGAGGCGCAGUACUCUGUAGUACAUUGCACUGGAUACAUUAAAGCCUGGCCACCAGCAGGAAUGACCAUUCCUGAAGAAGAUGCAGAUGUGGGACAAGGAAGUAAAUAUUGCCUGGUUGCAAUAGGUAGACUUCAGGUUACCAGUUCUCCAAUGUCAAUGGACAUGAAUUCUCUCGCAGUACCUACUGAAUAUUUGUCUCGACAUAAUUCCGAUGGAGUCAUAACUUUUGUAGAUCCACGAUGUAUCACUGUGAUUGGUUACCAGCCUCAGGAUCUUCUAGGAAAAGAUAUUUUGGAGUUCUGCCAUCCUGAAGACCAGAGCCACCUCAGGGAAAGUUUCCAGCAGGUUGUUAAACUAAAAGGCCAAGUAUUGUCAGUGAUGUACCGCUUCCGCACCAAAGCCAGAGAAUGGAUGGUAAUCAGAACCAGCAGCUUCACAUUCCAGAACCCCUACUCAGAUGAAAUUGAAUAUAUCAUCUGUACCAACACAAAUGUCAAGCAACUUCAGCAACAACAAGCAGAGCUAGAAGUUCAUCAGAGAGAUGGCUUGUCUUCAUAUGAUGUGUCCCAGGUAGCUGUUUCAAACUUACCAGGUGGUGUUCACGAAUUGGGAAAAUCAGUUGAUAAAGGAGAUGCGUUGUUUUCUCAAGAUAGAGACCCCAGGUUUGCUGAGAUGUUUGCAGGGAUAGCAGCUGCAGAUAAGAAAAUGAUGACCUCUGCAUCAACAGCUGCAAAUCAGCAGCUGUACUCUCAAGGAAGUCCAUUCCAGUCUGGGAAAACAUUUAGCUCUCAAGUGGUUCAUGUUCCUGGUGUUAAUGAUAUUCAACCUUCGUCAUCUUCAGGCCAGAACCUAACACAGAUCUCUCGUCAGUUAAAUGCUAGUCAGGUAUCCUGGACAGGGAAUCGCCCACCUUUUUCUGGACAGCAAAUAUCUACACAGGCUAACAAGUCUCAGUCAUCACCAUUUGGGAUUGGAACCAGUCAUAACUAUCCUGCUGACCCUUCAUCUUAUAGUCCGCUGUCUAGUCCCACAACUUCAUCACCAAGUGGCAAUGCCUACUCUGGUCUGGCAAAUCGAAGUACUGCUUUUGCAGAAAGUGGACAAACUACUGGACAGUUUCAAGGCAGACCUUCCGAAGUGUGGUCUCAGUGGCAGAGCCAGCACCACAACCAGCAGAGCAAUGAGCAACAUUCUCACCAGCAACCAACUCAGACUGAAGUAUUUCAGGAUAUGUUGCCUAUGCCUGGAGAUCCAACACAGGGUACUGGCAAUUACAACAUUGAAGACUUUGCGGAUUUAGGCAUGUUUCCACCAUUUUCUGAAUAAGAGGAUAGGCAUGUUUUUGUUCUUGGUAAACCAUGAGAAAUCACAGUCCUUUUUCUCUUCUUGUCUGAGAAGAGAAGUUAAGUAGAUUGGUUUAAAUGUGGUUCGAACAUGCACAGUAUGACCCAUUCAGACUGAUAUUUAUCUCAGUGACUGGUCAGUGUAAAACUAAUGGAAUUAAUGAUUUUGGUGGAAGUAAGUGAGCUGGAAAACUUGCCUUUUUUAUUGAAAAAGAGCAAAUGUUCUUAAGCAUUCAUAUGAAUGUUUUUGGUGAAUUCUCACCUUCAAUCAUGUCUGUUUUUAAUUUAGUGUUGUUGCCACCUGCAGUGUAUGUUACCUUAGGUAUGCUGUCACUAACCUUCAGUACCUCAGAAAUGACUAACACUGCAGAUAAGCUUAUGUGUACUUUUGUACUUAAUUCACUGUGUCAUGAUGCACUACUGAUUCAGUGCCAUAUCUGAAUGUGAAGUAAUCAGUAUUAAAUAUCUAAAUGUAUUUUGCACAUGAAGAUUUAAAAUACAGUGUAAGCAGCAGAUGUUGAAGAUCCCCAAUCCAUGGGGCUAAUAAUCACGUAAUUCUAUCAUUUUAGCAAGGACACAUAUAUUGCAUUGCCGCCAUUUUAAGUGCAUGCUCAGCACUCAUUUUCAUUAACAGACACUACUAUUAAAAGUGCUGUGACUGAUUGCAAAUUAUUGUAAUAGUCUGACCAUAAACUUUAUGGUGUAACCACAAAUAUCAAGUUUUUCUCAUCACAGGCAUUAAUCCCAAGAGUGCUAAAAACAGAAAAUGUGAAGUAGUGUUCCUGUUGACUUCAGGCUGAAGCUGCUUCUGUUGCUUAUCAGUUUAGCUUUUUUGUGAAGUCCUUCUUGAUUUUAUUCUGGUAUUUAUUACACCAUCAGUGACAUCUUAGUUCCAUAUCAGAUUCUUACAGCCUUAAGAAAACAAAGUAAAUAGGGCACUGCUUUUUGGUGCAGGUAGGUAAAAUGCUUAAAACCUAAGUAGUGACUGCAGUCAGUUUUAUGAAGUGUGCCCUUUGUCACACAUUGCUUUACACAUCAGCCAGAAAAUAUGGUUUGUGAUAUUAUUUUGAGUGUGACCAAAGCCAGUAAAUAAGUUAGUGUUUCAGGACUGUCAUUCAAAUGUACCUUAAAAUGCCGUGUGAUAUGGCCAGUAACAAAAAUCAAAGGGCAUCACUGCAAGUGAUAAUCCAACUUCCAUCCCAGAGAUGGUCCGAGUAGGUAGUUACAAUACUCUCAUUGUAAAUCAGUUGAGAUAUUGCCACAUUAAAUGUUCUAAUGGCAGUUCACCCCGUAUCCCUGUCAGAUGACAUAAGAAAGACAAAAGUCAGAACCAUAUCAGAGUGGCAGUCCCCUACUUGGCCUUUUUUGGGUAUAAUAAAUUAGUAAAUAAUAAUAAUAAAAACACACAGAAGCUUUCUGGGGCGUUAUUACUAGAGAAAAUGUCAAGAUAUGAGAAAAUAUUGUUUUUGAGUUUUUUUGGGGGGGGUAUGGUUGUCUUUUAAGGAAUAUAUUUUAUGUCUUAGUAAGCAGAGUAGGCACUGUUGAAAUAUCUGUAUAGCAGUUUCAAGCAAAUUAUAAAUUCACGCUUAGUUGAUUAUCUUCUCCUCUAUGGCAUUCUUUACUUCUCGUGUUUUUAUACCUUUUAAAGGGAAGACAUUUAGUUUCCGUUAGUUAUAUUUACUUUCCUCAGAGACUUCUAGGUUCUAGAACCAUUAUAUAUUGUGUGUUAUUUUUAUUGCAGUUGAAAGAAUGAUUAUAUUUCAUCACAAGUAUUCUAAAGUAAAAAUAUAUGGGAGGCACUUUUUUCAUUUCAGAAUGUAUUUCAUAUAAUAUUGAUUUCAAAAUGUAAAGUAAAUGAGCGUUUUGGUAAAAGUAAGGACAUUGGUUGGCUUUAAAUAUAAACAGGGCAACACUAUUAUACUGUGAAAUAAGCUGCUGCCUUUAAGUUUAGUGUUUAUUUGCAUACAGACUAAACAUUAAUCCUUACAGUUAACUAGUUGUGAACCUUUUCUGAAGGCCCCUUUGGCUUUUACAUGUGGUGGGAUUCAGUGUCAGUUUCUUUAGCUUCUGGCUGCAUUUGCAUUGUCUAUUUCCUGUAAAAGAUGUGUAUAAAAAUACUUAACAAAAUAUGAUCUUGAGUAGCACAUUAACAUUAUUCACCGCCAUUUUAAAUCAGCUCUCUACCAGUUGUACUCUUGUUCACUCCCUUUAAAGCAAGUGCACAUUACCUGUCUUGACAACAGCCUGCAAACAGUCCCAUCCCAGUGGUGUUACAUCUGUCCUUCUGUGGGAUUAUUCCUCCCUCAGCAUGUAGGAGCUGAAGUAAAGUGACACAUGUAUGCAGUGAAAUGCACCUUGCCUUUAUUUAGCUUUAUUUGUUGUAAUCUUCCACCUUUCAGUGAAUUUUGGUUAUAGAAGCAAAAUAUAUUUUUCCCAUUUUUGAAAUGCUUAGACAAGUUAUUUAUGGUCUAAACCUAUAACCUGUGCUUUACAAGCAUUUGUAUAACACAUAAAAACAGUUGCACUUAAUUUUGUAAGGUAAUUAUAUCUUGUAACAAGGGUAUGUAAUGUACUGAGAAGUUUUCUUUCAGAAAAAGUUGGUUUGUCAGGUUAUUUGUACAUUCAUUAAUAUAGAAUGGCAGGUUGAAGGUAAAGCAUAGGUGACUGAAUUCAAGAAAAUAUUCAUCUUUCCAGUUGAUAUUUUCUUGGCUGACAUGUAAUACAAAUUGAAAACGUUUGAGAAUUGUUUACAGAUGUGUUGUAAGUGAUUAAAAAAAAUAGGUAUGACUAUGAGGAACUGUUAAAAACACUGUUGUACACCUGCAGGUUCUGGCAUUUGUAAUAAAGCUACUUCUGUGUAGUUUAAGUAUUAGAAACAUGAAAAAGAACUCUUCCUUUGAAAUCCUCUGAGUAAAUCCCUGGAGUGACACAAGGAUGUGCGACCCUUCGUUUAAGAGUCACAGAUUAUUACCUGGACUAUCACUAGUUCCACUCAGAGACAGACAUGUACCUUAGCAGGCCAGAUGCAGCUUGUGUUUUUUUUUAUAUGUAUUUCUUUAUCUGCUAUUAAACUUUCCUAUGUAUUUUUUUAAAUAGUUGCAGCUGCCACAUUGGGAACUUCUAUCAUUCAGCUAUUGUAUGUAUAGUUUUAAAACUACAUACUUAUUUAUAUUUGCCAUGUGUUUUGAUAUCUUAACUGCAUACAAGUGAUCCAAGUUGAAAAUACUCCCAAUACCAUUCAUCAGAUGAUGACAGACCCUUAAGUAGUAGAGGUGAAUCAGUCACUCAGUCAAGACAGGGUCAGAUAGAGUGCCCAGAAGAUCUCACCUGUCAAAUAAAAAAAUAAGGUGGUCAUAAAUGUCUUAAGACACAAUGUAGACAAUUAAAACAUAAGCCAAUAGGUUAGCUUGCUUUGUCUGCUCAAGUACUGAGGUAGGAUUUAUUUUGUUUGCUUUGUUAAAAUACUGCUGUCUGUAUGUGGAAGUGAUUCUGUUACCCAUGUAACUAUGUUAGUGUAACUACAUCUUUAGAUAUAUUACCUGAAAGCAGUGAAUCAGGCUUUUUGCAGUCAAUGUUCUCAUUAAUUCUAGCUUCAGAACAUAUUUCUUUAUUUGCAUGGUAUCAAGCUUGACACUUGUUUACCCCUCACAGCUUCACAAUAUUAUGCCUACUGAACUGUGACCUGUUGCUAUACGAAAUUUGCAAAUAAGUUAAGUUUGCUGCCAGUCCAAACACUUUAAAUACAUUAUGUGUUGAUUGGUGAUCAUUUGUAGGCAGAAAGAUGAUUUUAGGUUCAGAGCUACAUACUGUUACUCAGAGAUGAAUAAUUCCAUGCUUUCCUUCUUUUGUACUGUGUCACAUUACAUGUUUCUUGUUUUAAUUUUCUGGCAAUUUUUUGAAUGCUUUUAAGAACAUCUUCAGAGAUAAAAGAAAAUUUGUCCCGUGUAUUAGAAAAAAGACCAUAAAAAGCUCCAGGAUGCUUUUCACUCCAUUUUUUCAUAGACAUGGGGGACUGCAUGUAUGCAUUUGCAUACUUGUGUUAUCUAGGAGGAAAAUAUUCUCAAGGAAGUGUCUUGUAGUUCACCAAGUUGUUGUAUAGAACUUUAUUAAAGCAGGUAGUUCUGUAAACAGUAAUAUAUUAUCUUUACAUGUAAAAGUACAACCCAGAAUUUAAGAUGCACUGCUGCCGGCACAAAUAGUGUGCAGAUAGCAGUAUUAUCCUCAGGAAUUACAGAAUGAAUGAGUGCAAAAAGAGUUUUCUCUUAAGAGGGACUUGAAUAUAUCUAAUGUUCCAAAAUGAAAAUUUCAGCAUGUUCCAAGGAAUGCAAACCUGAAAUAAACUUGAUUAAAUUGGUUUGAAGCAGGAAGGUAACAUUUAUUAUGCUCAUGCAAGGAAAAUAUCUGUAGAAAUGAAACUGUAUUGCAUUAAGGCACUCUGAUAGAACAACAAAGAAUGAUCUGAAACCCCAAACAGCAGUACUCAACCUACUCUGGACCUUCAGCAGCCCAAAUUAGAAUGAAUACAUCAGUAAACAGAAUGCAAGUUUGUGAUUAAUGCCAGUCACCUAAUUAAGUUGACUAAGCACACAGUUCUAAAACCGUCCACACACAGUGGCACUCCUUAGAAAUCAACAGGCUGUAACAAGAUGCAUGCACUGGUCCCAUAAAAAUAUAAAAUAAACAUGAAUUUCGCUGAAAAUUUAAAACAUGAUAUGAGGAUUCUGCUUCUAAAAGCAGAUGAGGAGGAGGACUGAAAAUCAAAGCUUCAACUAGAUAGCAGGGCAUCUUAUAUUAGUUCCUGAUUGAUAUGCGUACAGAGCUAUUUUCAGCAGUUCGUUGUACAUUAGUACUCAUCGAUAUUUGUUUGGUCUCCUUAGUGAAAUUAUGUUUAUAUUUUAGAUCUUUGUUUUUAUAUAUUUCUACACAUUUUAAUAUUGAUGUUAUUCCUUAUUGUAUAAUCCUAAAGGGGGAAAAAAUAUAAAACAAGGAGUAGAGAGAAAUUCUUAGUGAGGCAUUGACUUCCUUAGCAAAAUGUUAUGAUGAUUGAAAUGUAACAAAAGCAGUGUUGCCAGAUGAUUGAAAAAUAACCUACAGGGCUUCUUAAACUAGCCCCAAAAUAGCCCAAUAGUUCAGCACAAAGUGAAAACUGACAAAAUAUUUGCAAUUUCAAUUGCAAUUUUGUUCAACACUUGAUACAGUUACUACCAAAGCUUAGAAAAUGCAAUUAAAGCAGUUUAUAGUCUUACAAUAACGAUAUAAAUGAGUAACAAACUAAGAAAAAAUACUGAAGCUUCCAAAACAAAAAUGCAUGAAACCCAGACUCUCCACAAAGUACUCAAAUCACGACUCUGAUAAAACGUAUAAAAAACGUAAAAAAAUUUUAAUUUAAGUGCGUUAAAAUGGCGGUACACUUUUCGUCAAAACCAAUGUCUUAACUUCUUCAGAAACUUUAACAAUACCAAAGGACUAUUAUUUAAAGUGUGGCAGUAACAAGCACAUAAUAAUCCAAUUAGUCCUUAAAGUUGUAUACUGGAAUUUUAACGUAACCAGUAGUCUUACAACACUUUUAUUUAUUUAUGUACCCUACUAAAAUACUAUGCCCACUUGGGCUGACAUGCUUUUUAAACCUUUAUUUGCAUUUAAGAACAUAUCAAAUAAUAUAAACACUGAACAUCUCCAUACAGUUAACAAUGCUGUAACCUAA
Messenger RNA from Protopterus annectens (West African lungfish), 8037 nucleotides. RefSeq names its product aryl hydrocarbon receptor nuclear translocator 2 (gene ARNT2). The transcript is spliced from 20 exons. Lineage: Eukaryota; Metazoa; Chordata; Ceratodontiformes; Protopteridae. Gene Ontology annotation, molecular function: DNA-binding transcription factor activity, RNA polymerase II-specific; protein dimerization activity; RNA polymerase II cis-regulatory region sequence-specific DNA binding. Gene Ontology annotation, cellular component: aryl hydrocarbon receptor complex; nucleus; cytoplasm. Gene Ontology annotation, biological process: regulation of transcription by RNA polymerase II. The record is from RefSeq and is a predicted model, not a curated record. The coding region runs from base 148 to 2316 and encodes 722 amino acids.